Molecule: messenger RNA, 990 nt
Organism: Drosophila mauritiana
Lineage: Eukaryota; Metazoa; Arthropoda; Insecta; Diptera; Drosophilidae
Exons: 3
Coding region: 111-941 (276 amino acids)
Source: RefSeq, a predicted model, not a curated record
GUCACAGUCUGGAAUGGUCUCCAAAGUCUCCACAAAUCUGCGGGCGAAAAAGUACCGUGAGAAGAGACUGUCAGAAGUUCAGAAUCGGUACAGAAGCUCACAUCGCCAGUAUGAAUCCCGGCCAGCUGUUAGUUUUGGCCAUUUUUGCCACUGCAAUUUCCCUUUCGAUGGGUUUUCCCCAGGACGAUCUAAUUAAGCCGGGUAGUGACGAAUCGGACGUGAGUGGCAUUGGCUUCGUGACGCUCGACGGAACCGCCAGCGAAGAGAGUGACGAAAGCGACCAAGGCAAUGCGUCCGAUGAUUUGAUAUUUUUGAGUCGCCAAAAGCCAAAUCCGGCCAACAAUUCCGUCGAUUUGAGCGCCUUUGUGGCACUGAUUCCUCUGCAAGAAGUCCAGUCCAUUGCUGCCCACUAUUAUCACCACGAUGCGGAGUUUCAAAGGGCCUAUGCCUUCCUCGCCAGCAGCGAUUUUGCGGACAUCAAGCGGAAAAUACUUCAGCUGCCGGAAGUGCUGGAGUUCACCAACUAUCUGGGUGCCAAUGGUCUAGAUGUGGUCAAGGUGAUGCAUUCUGUGGCAGGCGUAUUCAAACCGUCCAUUCUGAGCGCCGCAGCGGUCAACGAGCCAACUAAAGCCACAACCACCGAAGAUGGCAGCUCCGGCGCUGGAGAAGCACAAACUGGACUCCAUGGAAUGGUGGAGAGGGUCCUGGAAAUUCUGCCGCAGGACCAACUGUACGCCCUAUUCUUCGACGAGUUUGAGAGCAACAAACAGUUCGCAGCAUUUGUCGACAGCAUUAGCAGUCCAAAGUUUGCCAAGAUUUUGAGCGGUUUGCAGAACUCAAUGCCGCUGCGAAAUCUGCUAUUUGUCCUGCACAACAACAGUAUCUAUGUGGAGCGGAUUGUGGAGUCCGUAAAAUCGUAUCUAUCCAUCUCCAGUUUUUAGUUUGCCUAAGUCUUAAAUGUGGCAAAUAAACUGUAUGAAUUAGACAAAC